AGGAGGCAUCUCUAAAAGAGCCGCAUUGUGCAGAAAGAUACCAUGUUCUAGAAGUUAUGAAUACCUCUGGUCAAAGUCUAAUGAUGAUGCCCGGAAACAUCCACCCUGAAGAAUACAGGAUAUCGGCACUUGUCUUCUAUAGCUUUGUUUUCACAAUUGGCUUAUUUGUUAAUGUCACUGCUCUCUGGGUCUUCAGUUGCACCACCAAGAAGAGGACAACUAUAACCAUUUACAUGAUGAACGUGGCACUGCUUGACUUAAUGGCUAUAUUUUCCUUGCCUUUUCGGAUGCUUUACUAUGGCAAAGGCUCUUGGUUCUUCGGAGACACUUUUUGCCGGGUUCUUAGUGCUCUAACGGUGUUCUACCCAAGCAUAGCUCUAUGGCUGCUGGCUUUCAUAAGUGUUGACAGAUACCUGGCAGUUGUGCAACCUAAAUAUGCUAAAGAACUUAAGAAUACAACCAAAGCUCUAAUAGUGUCCCUGGGCCUCUGGCUAACGACCAUAGCGACAACUUCUCCUCUGCUGUUCCUGAAUACUGAUCCGGAUGAAGCCUCAAACCAUACCAGCUGCAUUAAGAUGAUGGAUAUUAUCUACCUACAAGAAGUCAACGCCUUAAAUUUUUCUCGGCUGGUGUUUUUCUUCUUGAUCCCCUUGUUCAUCAUGAUUGGCUGUUACCUAACUGUCAUUUACAGCCUUGUCCACGGAAGAACGUCCAAGCUGAAACCAAAGGCUAAAGAGAGGUCGAUCAGAAUUAUUGUGACAUUGAUUAUCCAAGUCCUUGUAUGUUUUGUGCCUUUUCACAUUUGCUUCGUGCUCCUGAUGCUGCAAGCUGGACAUAUAAGCUACAACCCAUGGGGAGCAUUUACCACCUAUCUCAUGAAUCUCAGUACAUGCCUAGAUGUAAUCCUGUACUACCUUGUUUCUAAACAAUUUCAAGCCCGAGUGAUCAGCGUUAUGCUCUAUCGGAAUUAUCUUCGAAGUGUACGGAGGAAAAGUUUGCGAUCUGGAAGCAUGCGGUCUUUAAGCAAUAUCAACAGCGAGAUGAUAUAA
Molecule: messenger RNA, 1049 nt
Organism: Gekko japonicus
Lineage: Eukaryota; Metazoa; Chordata; Lepidosauria; Squamata; Gekkonidae
Gene: GPR18
Product: G protein-coupled receptor 18
Exons: 2
Coding region: 57-1049 (330 amino acids)
Biological process (GO): positive regulation of Rho protein signal transduction; phospholipase C-activating G protein-coupled receptor signaling pathway
Cellular component (GO): membrane
Molecular function (GO): G protein-coupled receptor activity
Source: RefSeq, a predicted model, not a curated record